ACGGGCAGAGCAACUUCCUCUUCCGGAGCGCUCAGGGGAGGAAGGAGGCGUGCGGGGAGGCUUUUGUGCUCUUCCCAGGAUCGAAGCAGCAGCUGGAAGGCUGAAAACAUGAAUUUUCCCACAUAGAUAUAAUUAUAGAGAUUUGUUGAACACUGCUGGAAUACUUUUGUGAAUAAAGGAAAAUAAACCCCUUUGGUUAAUUCUGCAGGUCCUUGUCCUACUUUCCAAACAAAGAGGAUGGCAAUAAGAGCACUCUGGAGAAGUGAGAAUAAUUUUUGAAAAGGAAAGCAAAUCAAGCCAGAAAUCAAAAUAUUUUCCAUUUCCUUCAGAAAAUUACACAAUUCUCCCAUCCCAGCAGGCGAAAGGCAAGAGAAAAUCAAGAAGAGAUUUCAAGCUGGAAAUAGUAGAGUAUGCGGAACAGAAGAACACGGUACAUGACAAGAUGAAGGGGAUCAUUUUUCUGUUCAGAAAAAGAGGGUAAUAUCUGAAAGUCAGUGGGGAAGAAAAGGUCAGUUGGAUACUCAAAUAGGGCAGACAGUAAUGCAGAACUCCCAAUGGGAUGAAAAAAACAGUAGGUGAAAUCAAAGCCCCACUAAACAAGGGACCACACACAUUUUUGACUUCUUCCAGCAUAUCAGUGGUGAAAAAGGUCCACAGAUGUCAAUAUUGUGGUAUAAAGCACAGUUUGCAAAAACAUAGGUGAUUACGUACAAGAGGACCCAAACUGGAAAAAAGGCAUACAAAUGCUACUAAUGUAACAAAAUCUUUGGUUAGAAUAUCUCCCUUGUGGUUCGUAACAGGACCCACACAGGACAGAUGCCCUAUAAGUGCUCCCAAUGUAGUAAAUGCUUUACCAAGCAAAGUAAUUCACACAGGAGAGAAACCAUAGGAGUGUCCAGUUUGUGAGAAAAGUUUCGCUGUAAAUUACUACCUGGUGAACUACCAGAUGUCUCACACCGGAGAGAAACCCUUUGAAUGUCGUGAGUGUGGGAAAGGUUUCAGUUGCAGUUCCAAACUGGUGAGACAUCAGAGGACUCACACAGGAGAGAAACCCUUUGAAUGUCUGGAUUGUGGGAAAUAUUUCAGCCACAAUCCUAGUCUGAUGGUACACCAGAGGAUGCACAAAGGAUUGAAACCCUUUGAAUGUUCUGAUUGUGGGAAAUCUUUCAUAAACAAUUCCAUCUUGGUGAUACAUCAGAGGACUCACACAGGAGAGAAACCAUAUGAGUGUCCUGAUUGUGGGAACCAUUUCAGUCAGAAUUCCAGUCUGGUGAAACAUCAGAGGGCUCACAAAGGAGAAAAACCCUUUGAAUGUUUGGAUUGUGGGAAAAGUUUCAUUGCAAAUUCCCACCUGGUGAACCACCAGAGGACUCACAAAGGAGAGAAACCCUUUGAAUGUUCAGAUUGUAGGAAAUCUUUCAUACACAAUUCAAGCCUGGUGGUGCAUCAGAGGACUCACACAGGAGAGAAACCAUAUGAGUGUCCAAUUUGUGGGAAAUCUUUCAGACACAAUUCCAGCCUGGUGAUACACCAGAGGACUCACACAGGAGAGAAACCCUUUGAAUGUUUGGAUUGUGGGAAAUGUUUCAUUGCAAAUUCCCACCUGGUGAACCACCAGAGGACUCACAAAGGAGAGAAACCCUUUGAAUGUUCGGAUUGUGGGAAAUCUUUCAUACACAAUUCCAGCCUGGUGGUGCAUCAGAGGACUCACACAGGAGAGAAACCAUAUGAGUGUCCAAUUUGUGCGAAAAGUUUCAGUCAAAAUUUCACCUUGGUGAACCACCAGAGGACUCACACAGGAGAGAAACCUUUUGAAUGUCCUGAAUGUGGGAAACGGUUCACUAAGAAUUCCCAACUGGUGAUACACCAGAGGACUCACACGGGAGAGAAACCCUUUGAAUGUCCUAAAUGUGGGAAAAGUUUCAGUCAUAAUUUCUGUCUAGUGAUACACCAGAGGACUCACACAGGAGAGAAACCGUAUGAGUGUCCCCUUUGUGGGAAAGGUUUCGUUGCAAAUUCCGACCUAGUAAACCACCAGAGGACUCACACAGGAGAAAAACCGUAUGAGUGUCCACUUUGUGGGAAAAGUUUCAUUGUAAAUUCCAACCUGGUGAGACACCAGAGGAUUCACACAGGAGAAAAACCAUAUGAGUGUCCAGUUUGUGGGAAAAGUUUCAGUUCCCGUUCUAACCUGGUGAUACACCAAAGGACUCACACAGGAGAAAAACCCUUUGAAUGUCCUGAAUGUGAGAAAAGGUUCACUCAGAAUUCCCAACUGGUGAUACACCAGAGGACUCACACAGGAGAGAAACCGUAUGAGUGUCCAGUUUGUGGGAAAAGUUUCACUUCCCAUUCUAACCUGGUGAUACACCAAAGGACUCACACAGGAGAAAAACCCUUUGAAUGUCCUGAAUGUGGGAAAAGGUUCACUCAGAAUUCCCAACUGGUGAUACACCAGAGGACUCACACAGGAGAGAAACCGUUUAAAUUUCCUGGAUGUGGGAAAACUUUCAUUGCAAAUUCCAACCUACUGAAACACAAGAGAACUCACACAGACGAGAAACCCUUUGAUGCCCUGAAUGUGGGAAAAGUUUCUGGAAGAACACUGACCUGGUAAACAACCAAAGGACUCACACAGGAGUGAAACCAUAUGAGUGUCCACUUUUUGGGGAAAGUUUCAUUGUAAAUUCCCACCUGGUGAUACAUCGGAGGAAUCUCACAGGAGAGAAAUCUUAGUAAUAUUCUUAUUGACGGAAAGGUUUCAUAUCAAAUUCACACCUGGUGAAACACCAGAGGACUUACACAUGAGAAAAACCCUUUGAAUGUCCUGAAUGUGGGAAAAGGUUCACUCAGAAUUCCCAACUGGUGAUACACCAGUUGAUUCCUAGUUCAGGAGAACAGCUGACAAUAAAGGAAGAUAUUUUGGCCUACUUAUCACACUGACCUUGGAUUAUAAAUGCCUACUAAGCGUGGACUUUUAACUUCAAGAGCUAGUGGGAGAGAAAGAAAAAUUUCACCUUGGACUAUGUCUGGCUGGGAGAGACUUUUGAGCUGCUUUCAGAGAGAUUGAACAUAUUGAACAUGUGGAUUACAAACUUGCCUGAUUGACAAUUUUUGGAUACUUAAGACAAAGGAUUACUAUAAAAUAUUGCUUUCAGGAUUGAACCUACACUUUGGAAUUUAUUGGAUGAUAAAGGGUACAUAUAAAGACCAGAACACUAGAGGAAACUUCGAUCUACUCUUACGGAUACUGGUGAUACUAGAGGAUCUCUAGGAAUGAUGCCUCAAGAAAAAAUAAACAGCUUUCAGAAAGAAAUAUAUUCUAUGCUACAACUAAUUCACCAAACAAUUGUUGAAUGCAAAGAGCACAUAAAAAGAAAUGAUGAGACUAAAAUCAAUUUAGACAAUAUAAAUGAGCAAAUCUCCAAAUUAAAUUUACAACUAGAAAUUCCCAGAUAACGAAUACAAAGUAGGAACAUAAUUCAGAAAUCAGAAGACGAAACAGGAAACUGAUUUUGAGAUGGGAGAGAUAAAAGAAGGGAAAUGUAAACAACUAUAUACAAACAAAAUACUGCAAGACAUAGCUAUAACAAUGAAAACGUAAAAUACCUUUUACCCCUUAGGUCUUCAAAAUAUAUUGAUGGCAAGGAAGAUCAUCUUAAAAAUGGAAUAUAGAGCUGCUAGGGGAAAUGUCACAAGUUCAGAGGCAGGGAAUGAAAAGAGAAAUGGAGAAUGGAACUGGGAGUUGUUAGGAGUCAAAACAACGUGAUACCAUAUAAUCAAUGACAAUGUCGUGCAAAUGCCUUAGACAGAGAUGGGACAAGCAUUUUUUUCAGCUUCCUAUCUGGAGAUGCCAGUCAAAGCCGUCUUUACAGUAGCGGCAUCUGUGGUUGAGCUUAAAAGAUUUAAAACCAUCAAGUACUGCAUUGCUACAAAGAAUAGAAGAAGAGAAGCACAGAGGAAUUUCCUCUUCCGGAUCACUCAUGGAAAGAAGAUGGUAUACAGAGUGGCUUUUGUGCUCUUCCCAGGGUUGAAGCAUCAGCUGAAAGGCAAAGAGGAUGGCAAUAAGAGCACUCUGGAGAAGUGAGAAUAAUUUUUGAAAAGGAAAGCAAAUCAAGCCAGAAAUCAUGAUAUUUUCCAUUUCCUUCAAAAAAAAUUACACAAUUUUUGGAUGGCCACAUAGGGCAGACAGUGAUGCAGGCCUUGCCCAGGGAGGAAAAAAACCUGCUUGAAUCAAACUAUCACUAAACAAGAGACCAGCUAUAUUUUUGACCUCCUCAAGAAUAUCAGUGGUGGAAAAGCUCCAUUGAAUGUCCUGAAUGUGGGAAAGGUUUCAGGGAGAAUUCAAACCUGGUAAACCACCAGAAGACUAACACGGGAGAGAAACCGUAUGACCGUCUAGUUUGUGUGGGAAGUUUCAUUACAAAUUCCCACCUGGUAAAACAUCAGAGGACUCACACAGCAGAGAAACUGUAUGAGUGUUCAGAAUGUAGAAAAAGUUUCAGUUACUGCUAAUCCUGUGAUACAUGAGAGGACUCAUACAGGGGAGAAACCAUAUGAGUGUCCAGUCUGUGGGGAAAGUUUCAUUUCAAAUUUCAACCUGGUGAAACACCGGAGAAAAACCAUUUGAAUGUCCUCAUUGUGGGAAAAGUUUCAAGAAGAAUUCUGACCUGGUAAAACACCAGAGGAUUCAAAUAGGAGAGAAACUAUAUGAGGGUCCAAUUUGUGGGGAAACUUUCAUUGCAAAAUCUGACCUGGUGAAACACCAGAGGACUCACACAGCAGAGAAACCCUUUAAAUGUUGUGAUUGUGGGGAAAGUUUCAGUUAAAACUCCAGCCUGGUGAUACACCAAUUCUAUUUUAUUUGGAAAAAGAACUUAAAUCGGAUAAGAACCUAGCCCGGGAUCUGAAAAAGAUUUUAAAUGUUAUGGGGGACAUCUUAUUACUUCUGACAAAAACACUUGCUCAGAGCCCAGAUUUGACCUUAGUAUUAUCUAUGAAAGACUUAACUCUGAGAGAGCAGCUGGGAGGUGAAAUUGGUUUCUGAGAACAGUAGAGGUGAACAUUUAUUGACUCUUGUUUAAUAAACUACUAACUCAAGAAACAACAGGAGUGGAACAAGUGAAUACCAAGACAGAGGCCUUUACAGAACAACAAGAACAGAUUAUUGAAAAUCCAGACAACGAAACAAGAACUCCAAAACUGGAAAUGACCUUCUAUGCAAAUCAGAAGAAAUUUGAGGAAAAAAAAGACCAGAUCGAAUUGAAGACAACUGUAUCAGAACAAUUACGAGGAUCUGGGAUACCAGGGCAACAACCUAAUGAUUAUAAAUUGGCCAGAACUUUCAGAAAAUUGGCAAUUAGAUGGUCUCCUUUAAUUCAAAUAAUAUAUACAAGAAUGAAGGGAGAUCUAUCUGAUGAUUUAAAAGCAUUGACAUGGAAGCCUGGUUGGCAAAAGAAGAAAGCUAGAAUUAGGUUGAAAAGCUGGGCCUUUUUGAUUUAUUAGACUCUAACCUGUCAGCUAGCGGGCUAAAGGGAGAUUUUGAGAUAAAGGGAAAUUUGAUUAUUAGAUUUAAAAUAGUCGGAAAACAGUAAAAAAAUAAGGGAAUAAUUUGCCUAAUAUUGAAGAUUUAGAUUUACAAGGGAAAUGUAAACUAACUAUUAGGAAAUAGGUUUGAAUUAUUGAUUAGCCCAGAGAAUAUAGUUGAUGGAUCUGAACUAAUAAAAGUCACUUUAUUAUUAAGGUGGUGAUGUAUUAGGAUGGGGAUAUGAAAAUGUUUAUGGAAUAAAAUAAGAAUAUAGUUAAGUAAUAAAUAUGUGUAUUUCAGAUAUUAUAAUUAUUAUGAAGUGAGAUAAAGGAAAUUUGGGUUACCUGAAAGUUGAAUACUAUGGCAUUAAAGAUCAAACUGGAAAUAUGUAAUUAAAAAUUAAAAAUAGGUAAUAUUUAAUAAAAGGACAUUGAUUAUCGAGAUUUAUUAAGAUAUGUAUAAACAAAACAAAUGUAUAAAUGCAAUAAUGAAGUUUAUACUGAAUUUUGAUACAACUAGGAAUUUAUUAGCUUAAAUAUGAAAUAAUGUUAAGGGAAACAGAAGAAAUUUUUCAUAAUGUAACCUGAAAUAUCUCAUCUACUAAAGAUUGUUGUUUAAUCCAAUUACCACAUUGCCUUCUAAAUACUUAUAUGUAAAACUGGAAAAUCGAUAAAAAAAAAUUUUUUU
Messenger RNA from Crotalus tigris (Tiger rattlesnake), 6214 nucleotides. Its product is annotated as zinc finger protein 420-like. Gene Ontology annotation, cellular component: nucleus. The coding region runs from base 947 to 2617 and encodes 556 amino acids. The transcript has 5 exons. Gene Ontology annotation, biological process: regulation of transcription by RNA polymerase II. The record is from RefSeq and is a predicted model, not a curated record. Lineage: Eukaryota; Metazoa; Chordata; Lepidosauria; Squamata; Viperidae. Gene Ontology annotation, molecular function: DNA-binding transcription factor activity, RNA polymerase II-specific; RNA polymerase II transcription regulatory region sequence-specific DNA binding.